Brienomyrus brachyistius is the source of this 4770-nucleotide messenger RNA. It is a transcript of the gene setd7, whose product is annotated as SET domain containing 7, histone lysine methyltransferase. Gene Ontology annotation, cellular component: chromosome. Gene Ontology annotation, molecular function: protein binding; histone H3K4 monomethyltransferase activity. Gene Ontology annotation, biological process: regulation of DNA-templated transcription. The record is from RefSeq and is a predicted model, not a curated record. The transcript is spliced from 8 exons. Bases 369 to 1478 code for a protein of 369 amino acids. NCBI's taxonomy places the organism in Eukaryota, Metazoa, Chordata, Actinopteri, Osteoglossiformes, Mormyridae.
AGCUCAUUGGGAGAAAGUGAGUCACGUGUGCGACACACGGACAGGAUGUAUGUCUACUACUAGCCGAUAUUAUAUAAUUAACUAUAUUACUGUGUUUUUGCAUAGCCACGACUCCUCAGCUGGGUCUCUUCAAACGUAGAUGCAGUGUUUUCCUUCAAAGCGGUGCCUAGUAGGCCGUGCAGUUGUUGCCUUGUGUAACUGUCAGUCAUGAUGUAGCUGGAAAAGGGGGUGAUGUCAGCGUCUUAAUGCUAGGGGAGACACAUCACGGCGAUCUGUUAGUGUGAUCAGCCUUGGGAGAUUUGAUACGAUACCAAGGAUCCCGCAUCCUCCUUAUUCUCCCGCUCCUCUCCGUCGGGCCCGAUUUAAUCAUGGACAGCGAUGACGAGAAUAUAGAGGAGAUCGUUGAAGGCCCCCUCGAUGAAGACGAGCAGCCACAUGGCUUCUGCACCAUCACGUACUCGUCCAGCGAUCGCUUCGAAGGGCACUUUCUGCACGGGGAAAAGAACGGCAAGGGGAAGUUCUUCUUCUUUGAUGGCAGCACUCUGGAGGGCUUCUACGUAGACGACGCCUUACAAGGCCAAGGCAUCUACACCUAUGAGGACGGCGGCGUGUUGCACGGCACCUACGUGGACGGCGAGCUCAACGGCGCCGCCCUGGAGUACGACUCGGAAGGCCGGCUGAUCUUUAAGGGCCAAUACAAGGACAAUAACCGCUGCGGACUCUGCUGGAUCUUCUACCCCGACCGCGGUGCUGUGGUGGGCGAAGUCAACGAGGAGGGCGAGAUGACAGGAGAGAAGGUGGCCUAUGUUUACCCUGACGGCCGCACGGCCUUCUACGGGAGCUUCGUGGAGGGUGAGCUGAUCGAGUCCCGGCUGGCCACACUGGUGUCCCAGGACAGCGACCAGCCACACUUCGAAGUCGCCCCCGACAGCCCCAUCUAUACCUACGACAAGUCCACCUCCUCCUGCAUCGGCGCCCACUGCCUGCUGCAGGAUCCCUAUGAGUCCCAACGGGUUUACGUGGCCGAAUCGUUAAUCUCAGGAGCCGGAGAGGGGCUGUUUGCGAAGUCGGACGCGGAGCCCAACACAGUGAUGGCUUUCUACAACGGGGUCCGCAUCACGCACACAGAGGUGGACAGCAGGGACUGGUCUUUGAAUGGCAACACAAUUUCUCUCGAUGAGGACACAGUGAUUGACGUCCCAGAACCAUUCAACAACAUCAAGAAGUACUGCGCCUCAUUGGGCCACAAAGCCAACCACUCCUUCAACCCUAACUGCAUCUAUGACCCAUUUGUCCACCCCCGCUUCGGGCCCAUCAAGUGCGUGCGUACGGUGCGCCCUGUGUGCCGGGACGAGGAGCUGACGGUGGCAUACGGCUAUGACCACGCGGCCUCAGGGAAAAGUGGGCCCGAGGCCCCCGACUGGUAUAAGAGGGAGCUGCAGGCCCAGCAGGACGGCCAGGCAUCCCGGUUGCAGUGAGACAGCCCCUCCCCCCCAUAGCUACACCUUACCACCCCAGCCUCCGCCCCACCCCCAGAUAACUGCACCAGGGUCUAACACCACAGACCACACCACCACCGACACACAGCGCAGGAACUAUGCACUACAGACCAACCAGGGAUCCAAACUGCCUACAGCUGACGCCAGACUUCAAGCCAACAUGUCGUACGUGUACAUGUGAAACGGCUCUAUUCCUUCAUAAACACGUAGAACUGUUUUGCUGUAUGACUCUUCUGUCGUCCUUCCCUCACCCCUUAAAUCUCUCUCUCCUUCAGUCUUUCACUCGUUCUCUCUGUAUGCAUGAAUAUUACAUUCAUAAUUGUAUUGUGCGGCAAAUGCUUUACACUGAGGUUCCAUUGAGGCAUUCCUGACUCGUCAGCAACUGCAUAACCCGGCUGUUCCAGUCACCUGGGUCUCCCUCUGGACUUCUAACCAGUAAGCGUUUAGCCUAUAAAUGCGUCUACAUCCUCUGCUCUGGUGCAGUCUUGUAUGGUUUUUGCUCUUUCAUUUUUAAGGAUUUUGACAUCGAAUCCCUCCCCCUAAAAAAAAUUGUCUGCACUCUUUUGCAACCGAUCGCUUAACUGAAACUGGCAGAUUCAAGGAUCAGGAGCCAGCUGCCUGUUCAUGAAUGUUUACACAGCUUCUAAGCAGGCAAUCUACAAAGGGUUUUUUUUUGGGGGAAAGUGACGAAAGUGGAUGGAUGAAUGAAUGAAUAUGCUGACAUUUUUCCAUAAUCCUAGCAUCUAAAUGUUGGUAUCGGAACUGUUUUUAAGCCGCUGUUAAAAGACAUUUCUAAUGAGGGGUUUUUGCACCCCUCUGUGCAUGUGGUCUUACUUUGACUGAGGUAUGAUGUGUUAAUUUAACUGCUUGUCAUCUGUUGCCUUGAAUAAUGUUACACACCACAAAAUACCAUCCUUAUAUAUAAAAUAAAAAUGGGACUUAACUUGCAGCAUUAGACUUGCUGAAAUCCUAAUAGAAGCAUUAUUUGUAGAAGUUUUAAUGAAACCUUAACGAUUUAGCUCCAAAAAAGGAAGAAACAUUUUGGUUGCCCCAGUUUGAACGUAAAAUAUUCAGGGUUGCAACUUCUUCUUUAUAUCCCCAAGAACAAAAGCGUGAAUUGUUGUGUGCAUUGCAAUAGGAUCAUACGUGUUACAUGCUAUACGUAUCACAGCUGUUUUCCAAGAAACACCUUAUAAUAAUUAAAUUAUAUAUAUACACACACACACACACCUAUGAAGUGAAUUCUUAGAGACCCACAUGUUGAUGCUGCACGACAUCUCAUUACACAGCUCUGAUGACAGUUAAUGUACGGAUCUUUAAAGUCCUCACUAAACGAACAGGGUUCUGACAUGUGCUGGACUGCGUUCUGUGCCCAGUACAAUUAAUAAUUUGUAUGCAAUCAAAAAUGCGCGUCGGCAGUCUUGGUACCUCAGUCUAAUGAGUGUCAGAACACCGACCGAAAGGAAGUCUUUGGAUGUAUGAUGCAUGUCAGAGUUUCUCCUGUAGGAAAGAGUAAGUUUAUUUAAAAAAUUAUAUAUAUACACAUAUACACACACACUUGAGAGGAAGACGCGAGAUUAAUGUCUAAAUAGGUCUCAUUUGUAAAAGCUGAAUAUUUCGUAGUACCGAGCACUUUCACGUCUAUAUAUUUAUUUUUCCCUGCUGCUUUGUGCAUUUUGAAAAAUCAGAGCUUGGAUAUAUACUCAUUUAUAUUCAUUACCCAUGGGGUUAUUUACAAAUAAAAAUAUUAAUAGUCUCUAGGUAUUGAUGUAAUAUCCAGUAUGUUAUCACCAUUUUGAAAUGCUCUCACAUUUAAGUACCUGUAGUUGUCCACAUGUAGCAAUAACAUCGAGAAUUCAGAGUAUUUGAUGUAACUGAAUGCUGUGUCACCUUUUUUCCACUAACAGUCACAAAUGAUGCGGUAAACCCUUUGAGUAGUGUGUAGUAUUUGGGAUUACUCAGGAUAACAAUGACAUGGAUAUUACAGUAUUUCUGCGACUGGUAAAUUACAUUUAUAAUUACGUUCUUUGAUAAUUAAACCAAUUAGGCAAUUGCACACGCAAUUACUUGUUGUGAUAAUUAAAUGCAUUAACUAGUAAAGAUUUUAUUUACAGCACUAUCUGAAGACAAAUUAAAUGAAACCAUCAUUGAUCAUGCUGUGUUGAUCAUAAGUUGUGUUUUAAAUUACGCAUUUCAAAUUGUCCUUGUGCAAAAUCAAAAUGUGUUUGUUUCACUAAACUUGUCAACAAUGGCAUGUGACACAGGGGCAGUGGAUACAACCCCGCCACCCCCCCCCAAAAAAAGAAAAAAAACUGUAGAGGUGAGAUGGUUGUACUGUACAAGAAAAUAAGACGAGCUUGGACCGUGAAAUCUGCAACAAGCAGUAUGUGUGUGACCUUAUUGGGUUGUGAAACGUACAGAAAAGCACACGGAUACUUUAAGUUUCUCAUGGAAAUCGGUGUACUGACUGUCACGGGUGAAAAGCUCGGACGGGUCCAUUUAGUCGGUUUAUACUGUAUUUAUUGCUUUUGAGAGAUGUUGUGUUUGUUAGUAUGGUGAUAACAUUUUAACAAUCAGGUAGCAACACCUCAGAGAUAUAACGUGACAAAGUCUAAAAAAAUAUAUAUAGAUAUAUAUAUAGACACAAAACCUAGAGGUGCUACGGUGGCUUUGAUUACCUCAUAGUCCAGCUGUAGCGAUUCUUAAAUGUAUUUCCGGGAGCCAACUGUGUAAGCCGGUUCUCGUUUCACUUAAAAUCUUCAUUUAUCCAGUUAAAUUCGGCCGUUACGAAUUAAUGUACCGUUGAUUACUACUAAUAGACCUAGGUGCAAGCUACUGAAGGGAAGGGAAAAUGAUGCUGAAUGAAUUAUGCUGGCAGCUCAAUUUCGGGGGACUUUAAACUCAAACCUGAACCGGCGUUACACAGUGAUUUUAGGUUAGAGAACGACUGCGUUAACUUAAACGAAAUGUUUAUGAUGUGUGGUGGUUCUUACAAAGAUUUCCAGGCCUUAGGUACGCGGGUCGCCAUUGUGUCCUGCGUUUGAUCAAACCAAGCAGGUGAGCCGGCGAGGCGAUGUUUACAAGACUUGAUACCAGGAUGACUGUGUGCGAGGGAGUGCAAUGCGUGUGCGUUUUUACUCUUAGAUGUGUAGGUGCGAGUGUAUAUGAGAUGUGCUCAAAAUGGCAUAAGCAAGCCUUUAAAACAAGGUGUGUCUGGGAUGACUCUUGUAUUGCAUUUCAACAUAUAAUAAAGUAAUAAUUACAACGAUGA